Messenger RNA from Scaptodrosophila lebanonensis, 2935 nucleotides. RefSeq lists its product as uncharacterized. Gene Ontology annotation, biological process: cell adhesion; extracellular matrix organization. Gene Ontology annotation, cellular component: extracellular matrix. The record is from RefSeq and is a predicted model, not a curated record. NCBI's taxonomy places the organism in Eukaryota, Metazoa, Arthropoda, Insecta, Diptera, Drosophilidae. Gene Ontology annotation, molecular function: cell adhesion molecule binding. The transcript has 8 exons. The coding region runs from base 356 to 2224 and encodes 622 amino acids.
CCAACAAAAAGGUGGCCAGGAAAAUUUGUGAAAAUUCUUCAGAUCUACAAUAGCAAUAAUUCAAUUGGAGAAAAGUGUUUAAAUACCGCGAAUAAGCGCCUCAGGCAUUUGGACACUAGCUGCCAAUGUGAAGAACACGCCCCAAAACUCUAACAAAAAUGAAUAAAAUCGUGGUACCAUAGACAAUCAAAAGCAAACAAACAUCAACAAUAACAACAACAAUAAAAAAGAAAUAAAAAUAAAAAUAAAAACGAAACACGUGCAAGCAUAAAACUUUUUUGAGAACAAGUGCCACAAUUAUCAAACAAUUCCCACAACACCAACAACAAUAAAAAGAACAACAACACAUCAUCGAAUGUCGUGCAAAAUGUUGCAAGUGCCGGUGGCAACAUUUGUGCUGCUCUUGUUGCUGCAACUGGCAACCAGCAGCGACAUGACAUCCUCAACCAUCGAUGCCACUCUUAAGAAUGCCAAGCUAAUUGAAAGCAAGGUGUUGCCCGACUUGUCAGACCUGCAACGGAAUCAGGAGGAUGACAAGUGGCAGCAAAUCUACCGGUUUAUUGAGGAUGGUUUUCCGGUUCUGGAACUCUACGACUACAAAGCAAAACCAGCGACACCCUUUACGUUGAUUAUACCCAAAAUUGACUUGCGCACCAUUGAGAAGCCGCGCCUAAAGGAGUUCAUGUUGGAGCAUUUGGUGCCAGGAAAAAUCUACGAUAGCUACACGCCUCAUGGCGCCACGAGUGGGGCAGCCGCCAACAGCAAGGAGGAGGAGGAGUCAUAUGGCAAUGGAAACGGACACAAAAUCGUUUUUCGUAAAUUGGAAAAAUCACACAAUAAUGUUUGGUUACUCAAUGGUCAGCAGAUACUCUACAAAUUGCGUAUCAAUGAAAACUUGAUGGCCAUUGCAAUUGAUGGCUAUUUGGGUGAUAGAAAAUCGCCCUAUUCAAAGCGCAACAUACAGGAAACGAACAACCGCUACAAUGACCCCCAGCCGCUGGAGCAGCCGAACAUCACAAAUGCACACGCCAAAGUCGAGCCCAUCAUCAAGGAGUCGAAGGCCAGUCCACUAAUGUCGUUUCUGGGCAACAUGAAGACGGGCACAAAAGUUUUCCAGCACUUUUUAUCGAAAAGCAAUCUGACACGCAUUAUGGACGAUAACACAUACACGUACCUCAUACCCUCGGACAAUGCCUUCCAGCGCUGGCAUCCCAUCGACUGGGGCUUCUAUCCAUUCAGCGUUCAGGAGUUUACCGAGAGCGUGUUGCGCAAUCACUUCCUGCCCAUGCAGCGCCCGCUGCGCAUGUCGGAUGUGAGGAAUAUGGACCAAAUGAUUGUGCACACAAUGGGCGGCGAGGAUGUGGUCUUUCACGGACAACCGACGCCUACGGUGAACAAUGUGAGCAUUAUGGCCGACUACACGCUCUCCAACGGCAAUCAAGUCUUCAUCAUAACAGAGGUGCUCUUCGUGUCUGAGGCUGUCGUCUCUAAACUACAUCAGAUGCAUAAGGAUAAGGAGACUCCGCCACUUUUGGCCUUUCCCUGGUUCGGUGCUCAGUUUCUAUCGCACUCUUUCCUCGCCCUCGAACGUGAUCCGCGCUUUACACAAAUCACUAGAUAUUUGAACAAUGCUGAAAUAGCCCCACAUGUGUCUGGAGCCAAUUACACUUUUUUUGUGCCGGAGGACAAGGCCUUCCAGAAACUAGGCUUCGAUCGUUUGUCCGAUGAUGUCAUGGCUUCCCAGCGUGGUGUCAAAAUGUUGCUCAAUCACUUUGUCCGCGGUCGACUCUACAAUCGCGAUCUCAGAGAUAACGAGCUGUUCGAGACCAUUGGCGGCGGGCAUGUGAAGAUAACCAGGAACCCGGGCAGCAACUAUACGGGCGUUAACAAUGCGCAGAUUACCGAGAGCGAGGUGUUUGUCUACAACUUGGGCACCAUGUACUACAUAGACGACAUUCUCUAUUCGCACAUGCUGCGCGAUCACAUCAUCAAGUCGACCAAAACGAGAUCAGAUCGAAAUGGAGGCGAGGCUGGCGGAGGCACACGCAGCACUCUGCGUCCCACCGAUGUCGAGAUCGUGCCCAAUGAGUUUGAGAGCGACAGCGGCAGGGACUACACCAUACAUGGAGACGAUUACUCCAUCCAUGGUGACGAUGAUGACUUCGAGGAUGAGAUCAUAACGCCAAAAGCGCUGCCCGUCCAGAUCUACGAAUUGCCCAAGUAAGCCGAUUGGGGAAAUAGAGAAAGCUUGAUAGAGGAGGAGGAAAAGGGCCGAGCCGAGCAAAAGUUUUAUAUGGGUUUUCGUAUGGGGUAGACGCGCUUUAAGCGUUUUGUAUAGUUCUGAGAUUAAUUUGUAAUCGUUACCCAUAUUGAGUUUUCAUUUAGUUAGUUUCUAGUUUCGUGUAAAUCUUAAGUUAGCGUUGAAACGAAGUAUACUACAAAGCAAAAUACAUACAAGUACAUAUACUAUAUGCAUAACUACUACUACCUACUAACUAACUACUACAACUAAUCCUAAACACAAUACGAGUACUACGAAAUUAGAGAGAAAACCAAGAAGCUUUUAGAGAUAGCGAAAAUUUCAAUUCCAUAUGUAGAGCAAACGAAAGGUAAUUAAGCAGUGACAAAAUAUUCUAUAUACAAUAUAUAAAUACGUAGAAUUGAAUCGAAUCGAAAUCAAUAUACAUAUAGUAUGUAUGUACUAUAACGCAAUUAGCGCUCUUCAUUGUUUUGUGCUUCUUUUGAGUCUAGGAAUAUAGAAGAGCAUAGCGAAACAUAUCGGCUAAAGUAAUCAGAUCGGCAACUUCGAUGCACGACCGUAGUGAAAAAUUCUGUCUAGACGCAGUAGAUGUAAACACGACAUACUAUAAAUAUACGAGUAUAUACAAACAUGCAUAUGUAUUGGCGGAUAUUUUAUCAUUAUUUUAAAUUAUGU